Penicillium lagena is the source of this 1041-nucleotide messenger RNA. RefSeq lists its product as uncharacterized. Bases 1 to 1041 code for a protein of 346 amino acids. Gene Ontology annotation, cellular component: nucleus. NCBI's taxonomy places the organism in Eukaryota, Fungi, Ascomycota, Eurotiomycetes, Eurotiales, Aspergillaceae. The record is from RefSeq and is a predicted model, not a curated record. Gene Ontology annotation, molecular function: DNA-binding transcription factor activity, RNA polymerase II-specific. The transcript has 2 exons.
AUGGGACAGUCUUUCUGGACGCGCGGUCCAUCUCUCUCCACAAACUUCACAGCGAACGACUUUCCAAGUCUACAGCUCAGAGCAGACGCAGAACAUAAAUACGCACACGUAUUACAAGCUACUAUCGAGCUCACUCAACUGCUUCACAACGUGCACGACACGUUAUACGCAUCCAAAGAGCGAAGAGCCCAGAUGGUCCGACGAGGAGAUUAUAAUCGCUAUCUGGACGAUUUCCGACACUCUAUCUCGGCGUGGGAAGGACGUUGGGAUAGUCUCGAGGCAUCUCCAAAGCUGAAUUGCACAAUGCACAUAUUCAAGGAAUAUGUCCGUUUGUAUGCUAGUGCUUUCUCUUUCCAGUCGCUUCUUUCCAGGGCUGUGCAGCCCAGUCGAGGAGAACCAGGUCCGGCAGCAUCGGGGCGGAAGGGCGCCAUCUCACUGUUCCCGCGGGGUAUCAUGUCGGCUGCAGAGGGCUCAUAUAUUCUCGAGUCGGUAGAUGCCGCUCGGAAGAUUCUGGCAAUAGCUGUCCAGACGAGCUCUGAAGCACAGAUUCGCUAUAUGCCGUUCCGAUUUUACGUGUACGCUUCACGAUAUACCGUCUACUCUGCUGUAUUUCUAUACAAAGCAGACGUCUUUGGUGCCCUAGUGAGUACGGAGUAUGCCGAAAUCGCCCACUUAGUGCAGCAAUUUAUCCAAGCACUCGAAGAAGCUGCUAUUAGUGAUUGCCAUAUUGCUAGUCGUUUUGCAAGUUUGCUAAAGCGUAUGUGGGUUUCCGGCAGGCAGUGCUAUUCUUCGGGGGGUACUGUAUCCUCCGACGCUUUAAACAACAUCAAUCGGCUCCGACAGCCAACACAGCAUAUCGAACUUCCCCAGAAUUUCGAUGUGGUCGAUGAGCAGAGCUGUCGUAAUGCGGCUUUUGAUAUACAGCUUUCUGAACCCUUCUUCAUUCCCACACCGGACUUUAGUUUAUUCUGUCCGGAAUUCUCAAGUUUGGAGUCGGAACUGGUUGAACUUGGCGUGGGCUCUCUGAGUUACCCAGUAUAA